Aplosporella prunicola CBS 121167 is the source of this 1079-nucleotide messenger RNA. RefSeq lists its product as uncharacterized. The transcript is spliced from 6 exons. Lineage: Eukaryota; Fungi; Ascomycota; Dothideomycetes; Botryosphaeriales; Aplosporellaceae. The record is from RefSeq and is a predicted model, not a curated record. Bases 115 to 909 code for a protein of 264 amino acids. Gene Ontology annotation, biological process: NADH dehydrogenase complex assembly.
GCAUCCCGCGUUUCUCUCAGACGUCAUUCCGCGCUAACGAUCUCAGUCAAAACCACGCGACAUCAAACAGCACGUGGGCGCUUCCGUUGCAAUACUCACACGCAUCUCAUACCAAUGGCACACGACAAGUUGUACCUUUUCGGUGGCAAGGAGGCCUGGAAUCCUGCCGAUUGGACGGCGUCGGAUGAUCGUGUGCGUGGAGGAAAGUCUCAGUCGUACGUUGAAUGCUCCAGCUCUGAUUCCGUUGCCCGUUUCCACGGGACUCUUGAUAUUAAGACUCUCGGUGGCGCCGGUUUCGCCAGUCAACGGACUACAGGUGAAGACCGAGUCUGGAACAUCGAUGGUUAUGAUGGUAUUCAAUUUGAGAUUACCAAAUCUGACGCCAAGAAAUACACAUUCAACCUGAAGGACACAUUGCUUGAGAAGAACCCUGAGAAUGGAAGGGAGCAAGCCACAAUCUCCUAUGAGUAUGACUUUACAGCUUCAACUCAGGCGGCGGAGGACAAACCGGUGUCCGUUUUUAUCCCAUGGAAAGAUUUGAAGGCAACUUACCGCGGCAAAGAAAAGAAGGAUGCACCGCCUCCUAACUUGAAGAAUGUCAAGAGACUAAGCAUCAUGAUGCGGAGCUUUUUCGGUGACCAAGAAGGUCCCUUUUCGCUUUCCAUAAGAUCUAUCUCGACAGUCACUCAAAAGAAGGACGAGAAGCAGGAUGCUAGCACGUCACCAUAUGCCACCUCAGGUGACCUUGAAAAAGGCACGUUGCCAACGGAUGCACAGAACAUUCAAGCUGCAAAUCAGCAAAGAUCUGGUUCCUUCCUGGCACCUCGGAUGGCUCGACUUGCGCGGGCAUUUCAUGUAGCUGCGGCGAUCAUGUUGUUUGUGUGGCUUUUGAAGCCAAUGAGCUCGUAGGCUGAGGGUUCAAUACGAUAAGCGGGGUCCGAUGAUUCGAAAUGCUAACAGUGACAUGAAGCGCUUCCACAACCUUAACGAAUCCAAUUGACCACUUGGUUGUGCCUAGGCACCAAGUCUCGUUUGCAAUUUGCAAAAGUUGCAAUGGGUGUUAGAAUUUCGGCACAGUU